Messenger RNA from Amborella trichopoda, 2360 nucleotides. RefSeq names its product protein GRAVITROPIC IN THE LIGHT 1. Gene Ontology annotation, biological process: response to red or far red light; negative gravitropism. Lineage: Eukaryota; Viridiplantae; Streptophyta; Magnoliopsida; Amborellales; Amborellaceae. The record is from RefSeq and is a predicted model, not a curated record.
AGAGAGUAAGAGAGUUUAGAGAGAGAGAGAGUAAGAGAGAGUUUUAGAGAGAGAAAGAGGGAAAGAAACAAAGAAACACCGCUCUCAGGCGUAAGCUGGUUUCCACAUUGCAGGAGAAAAACAAAGAAAACCAAUAAAAAACCUCAAGGUUCUUACUGAGCAAAAUCAAAGGAGAACGGCCGAAUUCGAGGCUCUGAAGCUCCCCUGUCUUUUAGGUUUCUUGUAUCACAAGCUUUCGAUCUUCACCUUUAAUGGCGGAUUUCUGAGAUCCCUUGCCAUUUACGCUGCAUUUGCUAAGGUUUUUUGGCUCCGUGGUAUUCAUUUACUGUGUUUUUGUGCGCUUCUGGUUCAUAACUCAAAACUCUGCAACUUAGGCCGAUCUUGGAGGGAGUUUGAUUAGAAAACAAGCUUCUUCUUUUGAUGCCUCUGUGUAAGGUAUCCAGCCCUACAGUUCACACCCUAUCCUUCGACUCAGGCAUGAAUCGAAGCUCAUGCUGAAACCCUGAGCUGUCUCUCUUUCUCGAAUGGACAUUGCAAAGCCUGCAUCCAAUAUAACUGACAUAGUCCACCGCUUUGCUAAAGUCUGUAGGCUCAGGUCCAUAGGUGUUUUCUCUGAUGAAAACCCUAGCUCAAACUCUAACAACUCUUUAGAAGACAGCAGUGAUGCUACUCGAACCUCUGAAGGAAACGAUAAACAGAAGGUCCACCCUCAACCAAUGGAGGACCCCAAAGCCAUUGAAGCCUUGGAAAGCCUUAUAAACACUCUCUUCUCUAACAUUUCCUCUCUUAAACAUGCCUAUAUCCAGCUUCAAGCUGCACAUACUCCUUACGACCCUGAAAAGGUCCAAGAAGCUGACUUGCUCGUGAUCUCAGAGCUAAAAUCUCUCUCUAAACUCAAGCAGUCAUUUCGAGAGACUUAUAAGCAGAAACCGAUUUCUUAUACGACAGAUUCUCACUUUCUCAAUGAAAUUCAAGAGCAACAAUCAUUAUUGAAGACUUAUGAGGUUAUGGUGAAGAAAUUUCAAACCCAAAUUGAAACCAAAGAGUCUGAGAUAUCAGAACUGAGGCAACAGCUUGAGGACUCGAACCUGAGGAAAGCCAAGCUCGAGAAGAGGCUUAAACAGAGGGGCCUCUCGAGCCAGCUCUCAGAAGUAGAUGGAAAUGGGUUUUUAGAGGCAGAAGAGGGGAAUGGUUUUUUUGCAAUGGAGUUGACGCCAAACUUGUUCUCUUCUUGGGUGGAAUCAGCUUCUCGAGGUGCUCAUGACUUUUCUAAGCCAUUAAUCAACUUGAUGAAGGCUUCAGGUUGGGACUUGGAUGCAGCGGCUACCUCUAUUGAGCCAGGGGUUGUGUAUGCAAAGAGGGCCCACAAGAAAUAUGCAUUUGAGUCCUAUGUUUGCCGCCGCAUGUUUAGUGGGUUCAAGGAGGAGAGCUUCUCCCUAGAAUCGCACCCAUCUCUAAAAGCAAGCCUCUCUCUAGAUUCAAACCUCUCUCAAGAGUUAGAGGGGCUAUCCGUUUCUAAAGAGGGAUUUUUUCACCAAUUCCUCGCUGUGAGGGCCAUGGACCCAUUGGAUAUAGUGAGCUUGAACCCAAACUGUGUAUUCGGGAAAUUUUGCAGGUCCAAAUAUGUCAAUUUGGUUCACCCCAAAAUGGAGGCCUCGUUCUUUGGGAAUUUGGAUCAAAGAAACUAUGUUUUAAAUGGGGGUCAUCCAAGAACACCAUUUUAUCAGGCUUUUUUGAAGCUUGCAAAGGCUGUAUGGCUUGUCCAUAGAUUGGCCUUCUCUUUUGAGCCUAAGGUCGAGAUUUUUCAGGUGAAGACAGGGACCGAAUUUUCAGAGGUCUAUAUGGAGAGUGUCGUGAAGAAUUUGGUGGCCGAUGAGGAGUUUAGAGGUCGGCCAAAGGUCGGAUUCAGUGUGAUGCCAGGGUUUAAGGUUGGGGGUAGUGUGAUACAAUGCCAGGUUUAUUUGACAGACAUGAAGUGUGCUGAUUGACAUGAGAAAGAGAGAGAGAGUUGUAAAGUAUUUGCAGAGGCUGGUUCUGUCCUAGUCUUAUUUUGGGGGUGAUGGAAGGGAAAAAGUUUUAUUUUUACUUUUUUUCUUUUUGUCAAUUAAUGUCAUUUUUUUUAGCUUCUUUGUCUGUUUUGUUAUUUGGUUUUUUCUGUAAGGUUCUUCUGUAAAAAUGUUAGGGUGUAGGGAAGGGUGGCAGUGGAGGUCCAAUCAUAAUGAUGGAGGGAUUCAAGUACUGGUAAUUGUAUGGUAAGUUUUGAAUUAUCAGGAACUUGAGUUUUUUUCAUUCUCUCUCUAAGAACUGGUCUUGCAUUCAAGAGCUGGGAAUCUUACUUGAAAAUCAUAGACUUGACUAUG